AUGGACAUCAAGCAACUGGAGCAGCCAAAAUCUCUACCAACGAAAGGCAAACCUAAGCGCAGCUCAAAGAGGGACCUUAUUGCUUUGGAGCACCAACAGAACGAAAGCAACAAGAAAGCCAAACAAACGUGGGUCGCGAAGCAGCCAAUAUUUGUGCACAAUCCGAAUCUAGAUGAAAAUCGUGGUUUCCGCUCGUUGGCUGUUGCUUUACUUGGAGAUGAAAAACGAUACAUUGAUAUUAAGGUCCGAAUGCGCGAGUUCUUUAUCAAUAAUCGCGGCAAAACUAUCUAUUAG
Messenger RNA from Zychaea mexicana, 294 nucleotides. RefSeq lists its product as uncharacterized. The record is from RefSeq and is a predicted model, not a curated record. The coding region runs from base 1 to 294 and encodes 97 amino acids. The transcript is spliced from 2 exons. NCBI's taxonomy places the organism in Eukaryota, Fungi, Mucoromycota, Mucoromycetes, Mucorales, Lichtheimiaceae.